AUGGCAGACCUACAAGAUCAGUCAUUUUCGGGCUCUGCUGGACUGGACACCCCAAUCCCGGCCUCGAUCAUGUACGACGCGGACCUCUCCAAAAUCUUCUCCGCCCUCGCUGCGCCUCUCCUGCAGAGCCAAGAGAUUGGGUUGUCGGGUGAAGACUUGGCGAGUUCUGCGGAGACGAAUGCUGAAGACUCCACGCCGCGUUGCGCUGAGGACCAAGACGGCGCUUUGGCAGACGCUUGCGGCAUUCGACCCGGCAAAGGCUGUCAGGCGUCUUUGAGUGACCAGUCGCCGCCGUGCCAGGGAGACUUCGCAAGCGACCUGACCUUCGCCGCCCUCCAGGCUCUGGCGGGGCAUCUGGAGGGCCUCUCGAAGGGGGUUCGUGGCGACGCCGCGACGCACCCAGGCAAGAGCCGCGAAAAGUGCUCGUCGCGUACCAGAACCCAAGGCGAGAAGUACUGCGCGUCUGAAGAAGCUCUCCGGAGAUUUGCGGCGAGUGACAACGUUGAAGCGUCUCGCGUGUCUGUCGCCUCGGGACGACAGAGGUGGGGAGAUGAGAGAGGUUGCGGAAAGGCGGCGCUGGACGUGGAAAGAAGUGCUGACUCCUCGCGCUCCGUCGACGCCUUGCACCCGGAGAUCUCCAGAGACCUCCGACUGGAAGGGCUGUCUUCAGCGAUGGCGCUGUUUGGCGGCCGCGGGCUGAAGCGAGCGGCAUCCGACACUUUCGACGGAGAGGGAUUCGAUACCUCGCCCACAGACAGCACGCGCUCGUCCGGGGAUGGAUCGCGGAGUGAGAGGCGGAAGAGCCCCAAGAUUGGAGACAUGGACUCGAGGAAAAGGAGCGACUGCGAAAUCCUGGGCGUCGACCAGCUUCUGAAGGAAGACAUGGAAGACGUCCUCGAACUGGAACAAGCUACCUCACAGCUGCUGUUCAGCGACAGCGACUCUGGAGCUUGUUUGCGUGAGACGCCACACAAGUCCCAGCUCUCCAGGGGCCUGCUUGACCUGGCAUCUCCCGCUGUCAGAACUUUCGACGUGCUCGCGUCAUCGCGAUCGCCACAUUUCGGUUCGGGUGUCAAGGCCGGACCGACUGGGGGACAGGCGUCGACGAGCGGGCUUCCGAGCAUCCUGCCUCGAUCGUUCCGCAGCCGCAGCGACUACCUUUCGUUGUGCAGUUUGCAGACUGGAUCCUCGGAUCUAGGAAAAGAACGGGAGCCUCGGAGUCUCGACGAGCUCAAGUCUCUCGCUGGCAACGAAGAGCUGGGCCUGACGGAGAUUCACAUUCUCGCCGAAGGCCUGGCCAGAGAAUUCAUGGAGACAUGCUGUGCGAGGCUGAGGCCUGAGGGGUACCGUAACUGCCGCCUGAAGUACCGUCGGGACAACUUGUCCUUCACCGUCGUGUCCUCGAAGGGUUGGUCAGGAUGCAACAGUCCGCGGGAAGACGGUCGCCAAGGAAGAUGUACCCCCAGAUCGGCCUUGAAGGAGGGGCCGUGGUCGGCAGGGGCUGGAAUGUUUGUGGCUCCUUUUGGAUCGGCCGGAGGCAACAGUGGACUGCUGGCAAACGCAUGUGGAGAGCCCCGCCAGUCUUGUGGGUCAAGUCCUAUGGGGGAGAGCGGAGUCAACGACUCUACUGUGGCAGCCGUCGUGAACGCGUUUUUGAAAGCCACGUCUAUCCUUGCGGAUGCGACAGCGCAGCAGCCUCGAGAGCGACUAGGCGCAGGCGACGGCACGCGAGGAUUUAGGUCCUGGUCCAACACCAAAGCGGAGUAUCAGUUGGAGGCUUUCCGCAGAUCGGCGUAA
Molecule: messenger RNA, 1797 nt
Organism: Neospora caninum
Lineage: Eukaryota; Apicomplexa; Conoidasida; Eucoccidiorida; Sarcocystidae
Exons: 3
Coding region: 1-1797 (598 amino acids)
Source: RefSeq, a predicted model, not a curated record